Anopheles marshallii is the source of this 1491-nucleotide messenger RNA. RefSeq lists its product as uncharacterized. Gene Ontology annotation, molecular function: protein binding. Lineage: Eukaryota; Metazoa; Arthropoda; Insecta; Diptera; Culicidae. The record is from RefSeq and is a predicted model, not a curated record. The transcript is spliced from 2 exons. The coding region runs from base 1 to 1491 and encodes 496 amino acids.
AUGUAUCCAUCAGAAGAAAUUCAACUGUUGCUCAUAGCAAAAAUGCCUUUUGAAUUAAUAAAUACAAAAGAAGACCUAUUCCAGUGGACCGCUCUAGAUUACGCAUUUGCAAACCGCUACGAACCUUCAGUAAAACACCUACUAACUAUUGGAGCAGUGGUGGAUGAGGACACCUUGCUCCAGCAGAUAUCGUCAAACACAGGAUUAUUGUUGUUAAUUACUGGUGUACAUUUCUAUGGAACAUGGUUAAACUCUCAUGAACACUACAAGAUGAUUGCGAAUCGACUACACAUUCGAUCAGUAGAAUAUUUGCUCAACGAUAGACAUCUCGACGUGUUCUCUCACCAUAAGGAACUCGACUCUCUGACAAUCUUAGAGUACUGCUCAGAGCAUAAUAUGAUCGGUCUACUCAUACAGCUUGUCUCACAAUCGAUCAUGCGGGAAAGAAUUUCAACCAAUAUUUAUGGUCAAAUGUUUCAAAUAGCAUCAGAGAACAAUGCCCAUGACAUUAAAACGUAUCUGGUGGAUAAAAACAAAACGCUUCUUCCCAGAAUGAUAAAUGUUGCUCUCCUCAUCACUGCCAUUAAGUCUUGUAUCAGUCAGAAUCAAAUGAACCCAUUCAAAGAGAUUUUUCAUCAACUGUGCCUCCAACGCAAGAUUCAUAUAGUUGAUGAUACAGACAUUAUCACAAAUAGUCAUGCGGCGGGUGAUGAUCGAAUACCUCCGUUGGAUAAACAAUACUAUCCAAAGAUCUGUUGUGUGCGAAGUUCUGAUAACGAGCAGCUUUCGUUGCCACAGUAUGAUGAGAAAGAUAUCCUACAUGAAGGAUACCUUAUCGAAGCUCUUCUUGCUACAGCAGUGCAUGAAGGAAACAUGCAGAUGGUCCAAUACAUUGUGCAGAAGACCAACACGGCCAUUACCAACAGACUCAUUGUGAAGGUGAUGCGAUUGUUACCGAAGAAAUAUGAUGUUUGUCAUGAGAAUUCGAUGGACGCAUUCAUGUAUCUUCUCGCAAGAACGACCGAUCUAGACAGUAUCGACGACGAGGGCCGUAACCUCCUCCAUGUGACGGCUCAAAAUGGUUGUUUCUUCAUGCUGCAUUGUUUGAUUGCCAAAGGAUUUGAUCCAACAAUUGUCAACAAGAGAAACGGGUGGAAUGUGUUUCAUUAUGUGGCUUUCAAUCGGGAUGUAGAUCGGACUGACAAAAUAUUGGAGUUCUUAUUGGUUAAGUGUGAUAUGAAAUGGUUCCAUGAUUUGGACCGUCUGGUCGAAUCAGAUAAGGAUGCGCUAAAUGCAGAUACAAAUCGAAACACACAAAGCACAAAAAAGCUCAACAAACAACAACAUGCUCUGUUAGCCAUGUACGUUAUAUACAGUAAAAGAUGCUUAACUGAUAUUAUGUGCGAUCAGGAACAACAAGAAGCUUUUCAAUGCAUACGAGAAGUCGCUCAGGGCAUUGCAAAGAGUGAUAUCAUACGAGGGUUUCGCUGA